ACCUGCUGUCGCUCACGCGCUGAACAAGGGGCGGGAGAAGCACGGGAGAACAUCAAAACACGCGGGGGCCAUUUUGAUAUUUUUAUUUACACAAACAAUGUCGAGUUUUUCACCUUUAGAGUUCCCCUCAAGGACUAAAUUUAAAACUCUUAUUUCGAAGGUCUGCAUCGCGCGACUUCCGGCGCCGCAUGCGGUGAGCUUGCCGCGUGUCGCCGCCCGGAGCGCAUUCCACCUGCGGAGCGGAACGGACACCGCCGCACAUUCCUGCCGAGGCGCGGCGAGCAGGUUGGCACGUCGUGAGAGAGCGAGAGAGACAAAGAAAGAAAAGAGGUUGUUUUAUUUCCCAAAUGGACGUCUGAGGACGCGCUGCUUAGCGUACCUGCACUUAGCGUAGCGUACCUGCACUCAGCGUACCUGCACUGGAGUGCGCAGCUGAAGGGAAAUGGACCGCGAAAAGGAGCUACUAGAAGCGAGUGUGAAGCCACAGAUUUAAGGCGUCUGGGGCCAUGGCGAGCUGCUGGGACUGCUGCCGGCGAGCGUGCUUGUGCUUCCUGUCCGAGGACGAACGGAACAGCAUCAUAGUGGACAAUGAGAUCAAGAAGAUCCUGAAGAAGCAGAAGAAGAAGGACCGGCAGGAGAUCAAAAUCCUGCUGUUGGGAACUGGAGAGAGUGGGAAAACCACGUUCGUCCGCCAGAUGAGGAUCAUCCACGGACGAGGCUUCUCUGAGGAGGACAGGCUGGGCUUCUCUAAAUGCAUCUUCCAGAACAUCUUCACCGCCAUCAAGGCCAUGACGGCGGCCAUGAGCACACUCAGGAUUCCCUACUCCAACCCUGAGAAUGAGAUCUACGCCACCUGGCUGCAGGACUUCAAGACGGCGCAGAUCACCCAGCUGGAGCGCCACUACGUGGACGCCAUACGUCGCCUCUGGGCCGACUCGGGCAUCCGGGUCUGCUACAGCCGACGCUGCGAGUACCAACUGUUGGACUCCACAGAGUACUACAUGAACAAUCUGGAACGCAUUGCCGCACCCGACUACAUCCCCACAGAACAGGAUGUGCUGAGGGUCCGAUUCCCCACCACGGGCAUCAAUGACUAUUCCUUCACCAUCGAAAAGAUCACGCUCAGGAUUGUGGACGUUGGAGGUCAGAAGUCGGAGCGUCGAAAAUGGAUCCACUGUUUUGAGAACGUCACCUCGCUGAUCUUUCUGGCCUCCCUCAGCGAGUACGACCAGGUCCUGGAAGAGAGGGACGUCAUUAACCGCAUGAUGGAGAGCCUGGCGCUGUUCUACACCACCAUCCACUCGCAGUGGUUCCACAGCACCUCCAUCAUACUCUUCCUCAACAAGACCGACAUCUUGGCGGACAAAAUCAAGACCUCGGACCUGAACAAGUACUUUCCAAGUUUCAGAGAUUUGUCAUGUUCUGUACACACACUUGCAGCUACUUUCAAUACUUAUCAUGGUUCCGGAACAUAUUGCCGUGACAGUCCAUCUCCUCCCCCCCCCGUAUUCCACCUGCAGCACCAGCCUCUUCUCCUCCUGUAACCCAUGGCAACCACGGCUAGAUAGAUGGAUCCCCUUCCCCCAAACACUGGAGUGUGUGUAGUAAUAAGACACUCCCUUUACUGACUGCAACAAAGGAAUGUUCUGGACUCCUAUUUCCAAGCUAAAGUUGCAUUGAGCGGAAUAAUAGUUGCUAUAACAUGCUUUGCUUUUUUAUUAAUUCAUUUGUUUAUUGGUUUAUAGCAGUGUUUCUUAACCAUAGGGCCAGGGCUCAAAUAUCUGUUUCUCGGGCUCAGUUGUAAUACUCCUUUCCACCACUAAUGGCAGUAAUGACAAUAUCAAACAAACAGAAGCUCUAAGAGCUUAAGUCUUAGAGAAGUUUCUUAAGCGCAAAAAUGAUGACUGAAGUGGUGAAGCUGUUUCUUCAUUUGCACUUUAAUUUUAUUCGCACAUUGUUUAAGAAACAUAUUUUCAUUAUUUAUCAUUCAUUUUGUUAGAAAUCAAUUUAGCGAAGCGUAGUUGUAUGUCCAUUUAUUUUUCAUCACUUUUUAUGAUUUCUUCUUUUGCAGUACAUUUGGUUAGUAUUUAUUUUGUAAUCAGCCUGACCUAAGUCUUGAUAAUAAUUAGAGAUGUCCGAUAAUAUCGGUCAGCCGAUAUUAUCGGCCGAUAAAUGCGUUAAAAUGUAAUACCGGAAAUGAUCGGUAUCGGUUUUUUUAUUAUCAGUAUCGUUUUUGUUUUUUUUUAGUUUUUUUUUUAAUUUAUUAAAUCCACAUAAAAAACACAAGAUACACUUACAAUUAGUGCACCAACUCAAAAAACCUCCCUCCCCCAUUCACACUCAUCCACACAAAAGGGUUGUUUCUUUCUGUUAUCAAUAUUCUGCUUCCUACAUUAUAUAUCAAUAUAUAUCAAUACAGUCUGCAAGGGAUACAGUCCGUAAGCACACAUGAUUGUGCGUGCUGCUGCUCCACUAAUAGUACUAACCUUUAACACUUCAUUCAUUAC
Molecule: messenger RNA, 2507 nt
Organism: Entelurus aequoreus (snake pipefish)
Lineage: Eukaryota; Metazoa; Chordata; Actinopteri; Syngnathiformes; Syngnathidae
Product: guanine nucleotide-binding protein subunit alpha-11-like
Exons: 9
Coding region: 507-1544 (345 amino acids)
Biological process (GO): phospholipase C-activating dopamine receptor signaling pathway; action potential; adenylate cyclase-modulating G protein-coupled receptor signaling pathway
Cellular component (GO): heterotrimeric G-protein complex
Molecular function (GO): guanyl nucleotide binding; GTPase activity; G-protein beta/gamma-subunit complex binding
Source: RefSeq, a predicted model, not a curated record